Messenger RNA from Coffea eugenioides, 2985 nucleotides. RefSeq lists its product as uncharacterized. Gene Ontology annotation, molecular function: RNA-DNA hybrid ribonuclease activity; nucleic acid binding. The coding region runs from base 1 to 2985 and encodes 994 amino acids. The record is from RefSeq and is a predicted model, not a curated record. The transcript has 5 exons. Lineage: Eukaryota; Viridiplantae; Streptophyta; Magnoliopsida; Gentianales; Rubiaceae.
AUGGAGCGAGUGGGAGGUUCCCCGGCUAAUGAAAGAAACAUGGAAGAAUUUAAUGAUUCUAUUGGCAAUUGUGAUUUGUCGGAGGCGCCUUUUGAUGGUUCUUUAUUUACAUGGACGAAUGGUUUUUUGGAUGUGGUACAGCAGGGUUGGGCGAAGCCGGUGGAGGGUGAGGGUAUGACGAAAUUUUAUCAUAAACUGCGGGCGGUUAAGGGUUGUCUGCAAUUAUGGAACGUCCAGGUCUUUGGAAAUAUUUUUAACAAAGUGAGAGAGGCCGAGGCUAUUAUGAAACAACGGGAGGAGCAGUUUGACAAUGGGAGGGAUACAGCUUCCAGAGCAGCGUUGGAGGAGGCAAAGGCGGUUUAUGCAAGGAGUUUGACGUUUGAAUGUAAGUAUUGGAGACAGAAGGCGGGCAUCAAAUGGUUGCAGGUUGGGGAUGCUAAUUUGUCAUAUUUCCAUUCUCGAUGCCGUCAGCGCCGAAAUUUUAAUUUUGUGGCCCGCAUUAAAGACCAAUUAGGAACAUGGUUAGAGGAUAUACAAGACAUAAGGCGGUCAGCGGUGGAGUUCUUUUCAUCUUUGUUUGCAUCUGAACAACAUGGGUGGCACUCUCCGGGGAUUCCUUUUACGGUCCCUCAGCUGUUUGCGGCGGACAAUGGCAUGUUAUCUGCUUUAUCUGACAUGGCAGAAUUAAAGGAGGUGGUUUUUGCAUUGGAGGCAGACAGUGCUCCUGGACUAGAUGGGUUUGGGGCAGGAUUUUACCAGGCUUGUUGGGAUAUUAUUAAGUCCGAUCUAUUGGAGGCGGUACAGGUUUUUUUCCAGGGUAUGCGAUUGCCCAGGAGUUUUACCAGCACUUCUAUUAUUUUACUGCCUAAGAUUGCGGGCGCCAUACAAUGGAAGGAUUUUCGGCCAAUUAGUCUUUGCAACGUCUGUUCUAAAAUUAUUUCUAAGAUCGUCUCUGAUCGGUUGGGUAGGGUUCUUCCUACCUUAGUGUCACCGUGGCAGACUAGUUUUGUACCAGGAUGGGGGAUAACAGAUAACAUCCUUCUCACGCAGGAGCUGUUUUCAGUGUUGGUGAAUGGUGAGGCUGCUGGAUUUUUUAAAUCUUCAAGGGGUGUUCGGCAGGGUGACCCGGUAUCUCCUCACCUUCUUGUGUUAGUUGCUGAAUUUUUAGGUCGUGGGCUGCACCACCUUCUUGAUGGUCAGCCGGGCAGGUAUUUUGUUUUGGCAGUGACUCCGGUGCUCUACCUGGCCUUUGCGGAUGACAUGCUUAUCUUUACAAGAUGCUCAGAGGAGUGCCUGAAUGCAAUCAAGGCUUUUCUAUUGGAGUAUCAAGAAGCUUCAGGACAAAGGGUAAAUGUCAAUAAGAGUUCCUUCUUCUUGGUUUCAGGGGCUACUUUGGGGCAGGAGCAGUUGGUGACUAGGGUUCUGGGUUUUCACAGGCAAUUUUUCCCAUUCACUUAUUUGGGUGCUCCUAUAUAUAAAGGCCGGCGGCGGGGUGCCUUGUUUGAUGGUAUUGUUUCUAAAAUGCGGACCCACCUAGGACACUGGAGUACUAAGUUGCUCUCAUUUGGGGGUAAGCUGGUCUUAGCACGGCAUGUCCUAGCUUCGUUGCCUAUGUACUUACUUCAGGUGUUGAAUCCUCCAAAGGCUGUGCUUACACGUUUGGGCAAGAUUUGGGGUCUGGGAUUUCGGUCCUUUAAGGACAUGGCAAGGGCUUUUGCGGCUAAAUUAUGGUGGAGGCUUAGGCUUGGAGAUUCCAUUUGGGCAGAGUUCAUGCAUGCCAAAUACAUCAAAGGUAUUCAUCCAUCGGAAGCGUCGGCAAUGCGGUCUACAGAUAUUUGGAGACGUAUUGAGGCGAUACGUCCAAUAGUUGAGCAAAACAUUAGGUGGUGUUUAGGGAAAGGCCUUGUGGAUUUUUGGAAGGAUAGAUGGGUUCUACAUGAGCCAUUAGAGAGUGUUGUGGGUCGUUCUGAGGGGCCGCUUUUUCUUGUCUCGGAGUUUAUUACUAGGGAUGGAUGGGAUGAAAUGCGUCUUGCCCAGUGGGUUUCGGGUUUUGUCAUCCAUGCGAUCAAAGACAUACCCCUCGAUUUAUCUCAGAAAGAUAGGAUGGUUUGGUUGCCUUCGCCGACGGGUUGUUUCUCGGUUAAGUCGGCAUGGGAGGUGCUUCGGCAAAGGAGGCAUCAAUCCUUGGUCGACUCCUUACUAUGGCCUUCGGUUUUGCCAGCAAAAAUGUCUUUUUUUGCUUGGAGAUUGGUGCGUAAUUUCCUCCCUUUGAAUGUGACGUUGCGUUCUCGGGGUUUGUCAUUUCUCUCUAGAUGCGGGUGUUGCGACCUGGAGGAGGAGGCUCUUUUGCAUGUGUUUUUAACUGGACCGCUCGGGAGAGCAAAUAAGCUUCGUCGGUCGCACUUCACGGGGGAUGCAGAUUGUGAUUUGCUACAAUUAAUCAAAGCCCCUCCUCGGAGGAGGACCCCUUGUGUGAUUGCCUGGGAGAAACCGCCACCUGGUUUGCUUAAGUUCAAUUCGGACGCCAGCGUGAAUCAUGGUAGGGCCACGAGUGGUGGACUAGUGCGUGAUUGUCAGGGGUUGAUUUUUGCUUUUUACAAAGAAUUUGGAGAACAGGAUGUGUUGGAGGCAGAAAGUAUGGCAUUACUGUUUGGUCUACAGUUGUGUUUACAAAGGGGGUUUCGUCCUUCGUUGGUAGAGGUGGAUUCCAAAGCCUUGGUGCAGUUGGUUGUCUCUGGGGUAAUUGCUAAGUGGCCAUUAUGUAAUAUUUUGAGGAAAGUUAGAGGUCUUCUGGAGGGCUUUUCGGCCUUCAUCUCACAUAUUUUCCGUGAGGCAAACUCACCUGCAGAUAGGUUAGCGGCUAUUGGGGCAGUAGGCGUACGGGUUUAUGAUCAUGUUCAACAACUGCCGGCGAUCGUUCGGGCUUCUCUUAUUCUUGACUCACGUGGGGUGCCGGGGGUUCGAUGGCUGAAUGAGGAGGGAUAG